AUGACAUCUGAUUCUGCUGACAACAAGGACAAGCAUGAAGCUGCUAGUUUCUUUUCAAAAUGGAUGAGCUCGGAGAACAAGGGAGAUGGCUGGGAUGAAGUGUGUUUGCAAUGGUGCAAGCAGAAUAGCGCAGCUCGCACGGAGCAUGCCGAUCCCAACUGCUCUAUGCUUUGCUUCAAUCGCCCUGUAAAUGCAGAUGCUAUGGAUACAAACAGCAAGUGGAAUCCCUUGAAAGGAUACACUGUAUCAGUCAUCCAUGGAAAGGAGGAAUGUACAGAUCAUACCAAUGGUAUGUCUGCACCAGAUCAAACUACACAACCAGACUCAAGCAAGGACAAGACAAAAUACAAGUUUGAUUUAGGCGAUCUCUGGACGCAGGCUGAUGUUACAGCCAAGCAAAUCAUUAACGACAAGGUAGUGCCGCUUUACAACUCUACGAUUGAACAGGCCAUUGCUCUGAAAGAUAGCCCUGAGGCUGUGCAGCUUCAAGAAUACGUGGUAUCAAAAUCAAGCGAUUUGUUGAGCCAAAUCUAUCCAAUGGCUCCUUUCAACUUGGAUGGAAAACCGAAUGCUACACCCUCUGAUAAUCCAGCAGAUGAAAAAAAGUAA
Molecule: messenger RNA, 609 nt
Organism: Mucor velutinosus
Lineage: Eukaryota; Fungi; Mucoromycota; Mucoromycetes; Mucorales; Mucoraceae
Exons: 4
Coding region: 1-609 (202 amino acids)
Source: RefSeq, a predicted model, not a curated record